Molecule: messenger RNA, 1208 nt
Organism: Rhincodon typus (whale shark)
Lineage: Eukaryota; Metazoa; Chordata; Chondrichthyes; Orectolobiformes; Rhincodontidae
Product: interferon regulatory factor 9-like
Exons: 7
Coding region: 303-1208 (301 amino acids)
Biological process (GO): regulation of transcription by RNA polymerase II; immune system process
Cellular component (GO): nucleus
Molecular function (GO): RNA polymerase II cis-regulatory region sequence-specific DNA binding; DNA-binding transcription factor activity, RNA polymerase II-specific
Source: RefSeq, a predicted model, not a curated record
AUUCUCCAGCAUCUGCAUUUCCUACUAUCUCUGAUUCAAUUUUAACCCUUUCAUCGGUUAUCCGAAUCUGCGUAACCCUGCCUGCUAAUAACAGUGAGUCCCUACCCUUCCUCCCCUCUAUUUCUUUCCCAAAAUCACAUCACCCCCUCCAUCCCUCAAUGUCACUCAUCCACCUUUGCCCCGUCUAUUUCCUUCUUUCCUCUAUCCACUCACUGUUCUUAUAGACCUUCCAUUGCGUCCCUGCAUCCUUCAGCCCCACACUCUCUCUCCCUCAGAAUGUGACCCAGAGAGGGCUCAGGAGGAUGUCAGUUGUACCAAGCAGCACUCCCAAGCUGAAGCAGUGGAUGAUCGAACAAGUGGAUAGUGAGAAGUACCCAGGCCUGGUCUGGGAGGACCGCAAGCUUGGAAUGUUCCGGAUCCCCUGGAAGCACGCCAACCAUCAGGACUACAGGCACGACAAGGACGCCGCUAUUUUUGAGGCCUGGGCCAGGUUCAAGGGGCCGUGCCGGGAUUGGCGUAACCUGAACCCACGCACCUGGAAAUCGAGGCUGCGAUGUGCACUCCACAAGAGCAGUGAUUUUGUGGAGGUCCCAGAGCGCUCCCAGCUCAACAACUACCAGCCGUACAAAGUCUACAAGAUCGUCGAUAGCAGUUUCAGUCAGGAGAGGAUGUCGCCGUCCAUUCACCUGCUCACAGUGAAACUGGAGAUGAAUGACAGUGAUGGAAUGGAGAAUUCACAGCAGAGCUCACCCGGCACACAGCUUGGAGUGUCCGAGCAGCAGGCAGAGUGUGAAGUACCUCCUCUCCAUUACCAGCAGGUCGAGAGUGACAGCAGCUGUGAGCCCUUUUCUGGGUUUGAGGCAUCCCCUCCUGAAGAAGCUUGCAUUGAAAAUACCUCAUUGAAGUGGAGACUGCCAGCCCACAAUAGAGAAAGCCCGUCAUGUGCCAUUGACCUGAGCACGGUGAAGAUGGAAGAGAAUGGGAGCGUUGGAAUGGAGAGCUCACAGCCCAGCUCCCCCUGCAGGGGCCGGGGGACCUCGGAGCAGCAGGUAGAGAGUGACAGUGCAGCUCCCACUUCCCAGCAGAUGGAGAACGAUAGCGGCUGUGACCCCAGUUCUGACUCCGAACGCUCCACUCACAAGGAAUUUUCUGCUGGAAGCCCCUUGCCAGACCCAGGACUGGAAUCCAGCAUGGAAGGUAGAGUCUGA